Messenger RNA from Brienomyrus brachyistius, 6849 nucleotides. RefSeq names its product potassium voltage-gated channel, subfamily G, member 3 (gene kcng3). The transcript is spliced from 4 exons. The record is from RefSeq and is a predicted model, not a curated record. The coding region runs from base 3508 to 5334 and encodes 608 amino acids. Gene Ontology annotation, biological process: potassium ion transmembrane transport; protein homooligomerization. Gene Ontology annotation, cellular component: voltage-gated potassium channel complex; membrane. Gene Ontology annotation, molecular function: delayed rectifier potassium channel activity. NCBI's taxonomy places the organism in Eukaryota, Metazoa, Chordata, Actinopteri, Osteoglossiformes, Mormyridae.
GUAGCCGCACGCCCGACUCCGGCUGUCUAAGAGCCUGAUCACGCUGCUCUGCACAUUGCAGAUACUACACGUAUAUUAUGAAUUAUGUUUUUCUAAAUGCCAUUCAAACACUGCGUUGAUUUAACGGGUUUGAGUAUGCUUUAAAAUCUCAUUUAUUUCCCAUUGCUAUGUUCUUUAAAAUCCAGGUGCCACACACACACUUACUCUGCAUGCUGCACAUUAUAUCUUUUAAAAUAUCAGUGCGAUUUGUCAGUCAUGCUGUUGUCUUGUAUCGAAAAUUUCACCUGUUUGCUUUAUUUUUCAGCAUAGCAAAGCACACAGUACUUCCACGGCUCAAAAUGUAAUCGAAAUCAAUAAGAAACGGAUGGAGGUUUCCGUCCCGAAAGCCCCCUAACUAAUUAUAAAGUGCAAUUAACAGACGCAUCGUGAUCGUUUUGGAUUGGCCGUUGUGGUAAUACCAGGGUCUAUAAUUCUUGCUAUUUAUUUACUGAACGCCGAAUUACAAUAGAAAUAUUAAAACCACCGUCAAACAGCGGCUAGCUCUGGCUGCCUGGCAGUGAAUUAAUUAAUUACUGCAGAAAGUGUGGGCGACGGCGCUGGGCGCAAUGUCUAUCCAUCAUGGAGGGAGAGACGGAAAGGCCCCGAGGUAGGGGGAUACGCUUCGUGAUACAUGCAUGAUGUAUUUUUAUGACAUUAUUUAUCAAGUGUAGCCACACUGCUGAAAUGAACACAGAGCAACAGGGGGCUGAGGAGCUGGAAUACGGGUCCUGCAGACCGGUCAGACCCAGGAGUGUUGCUAGGCUCCUGAAGCAUCCAAGUCUUAGCCUGGAGCCCUAAUCGGUCUGAGGGCUCUCAAGCUGAGAGCAUGCUGCUUAAAACAUCUGAGAGCUAAAUCACUGGGGGCUCGUUGGGAUGCAUUCAGGGCCUCGGCCUCCAGAGUCUGGGGAUGGAGAAGCUUCUGCCCAGACUAAUGCAUCACACAGGCAUGAUGUGAGCGUUUGCUGUGAGAAAAGUUAUACGCAGUGUCCCCGGUGGUGGAACCAAGGAGAGCCGGCCUUUCAGCCUGCAAAACAGAGUCAUUUUCUAAAAUGUGAUAUAUCACUACUCACUACAUUUAUUAUGCUUUUUUUAUUGCCAGAGGUUUAUCUAUUCGUCCAGGGGAAAAGCCAGUGCAGAUCCCUUUCGUGGCACCAGUCACCAAGGAUCCAGACAAAGUGCUGUCAAUAUUCAAUCAGCGGUGGUCGGAUUGAAACUCAUUUGGCAUCCGCUAAAAUCACUUUCCUGUCGAUUGCUUGAGUGAAUGCUUUACAACGGCCAGGAGUACAGCAGAUUAAUUGCGGAUUAUCCAUUGCAUGCAUGCUAUGUAAUACUUCAGCCCCAUUAGGCCCUGUUGUGAUAAACCGUUAUUUUAAUAUUUAACUGUGCAGUAAAAGCCGUUUCUGCAGCAACUGAGACAAUUAAAAACAUCCCCCCAUCUUCCAUGGCCACUUAUCCAGUGCGGGGCUGAGCUGGCAGUUGAAAACAAGAAUCUCUAAAAUGAACAUACAUCUAAAGCCUGGCUUUUUCGCAGCAUACAGAGGUUCAGCGACCAUCCCUCCAUCCUCUCAUAGCUCCCCCUGCCUGAGAACGCAGGCAUAACCUUUUCUCCUUCCUUUUAAACAGAAAUUGUAAAUGUGGAGGCGUCGGUUUCACGUCGGUACGUCUUUUUAUCUGCACAGAUCUGACUGGUGGCUGCAGCUGGUUUCUCUGCCAUCAGAGACCCUAAACCCCAGUGCAUCAGCUGCCAUUUGUGGAGAUGGUCUUCACCACUGCGUCUUCGGCCAGUUCGUCUGAAUCUCUUUGCGACUCUGUCUUUUCCUACAAAAAGAGCCCCCCACCCCCCACAAUGGUGCCAAGUUGAGCCUAAUAUUUCAUACUUUAGAAUGUGUGGGCGUCACCUUUGGCACGGGCCAAUCACAGCCAACAGAGGAGGGGGAGGGGCACAAGCUGUUGAGGGGUGAUGAGGCAGGAAAAGCCCAGACUACCCAAAGGCCUUCUGGGAAGUGUUCGGGGCUUUUGAUGAGCGCCCCAUUUAAAAUAUUUCUUAAAUUUAAAAACUGUGUCAUUCCCCGGGAAGCCAGACUUGAUUUAUUCUGACAGAUCGCAGACACUAAUGCAGUCUGGUGUCCCUGCCGUUCUCGGCCUGGUUCAAAGCCUCCUGGGGCUCUGAGAGGAGAUGAUUCUCACUCCGUGCCAUCUCUGGGUCACAUGGCCCACUCAGUGCUCAGUACCCUGAGUCGCACGUGACACUGCUUAGCAAACAUCUUUCCCGGGAGAGCCAUCCACAGCUUUCCCUUAAAGCUUCUGGCUGUUGAGCUGUACUUUGGGGUAUGUACCCAAUGCCUGGGGCCUCUCUUGGGACCUGCAGCCUUUGGUGAUCGGACCACAUCCCCGUCCACCUCACUGCCUGCUCCUUUGCUUUUAGGGUGUCCAACACUGACUCGAUGGUCAGUGGGAAAUUAGCAGUUUGUCCCUAACCUGGCCUUGCUAGGAGCAUCACCAAACCGAGCUGGUUGUGUCACCACCAUCCGAUUGGUCGGAAUGCAGGGAGAUACUGGUGUUCUGUACAUGGAUUAUCUGAAGGAAAAGGCAUGUAUUUUAUAUAUUAUUUAUUAUUAGUAGUUUCAAGAUGCAUUCCCGAAAACUCAGUACUUGAAAACUGUAACUAGUCCCAAACUGUAACUAGUCUGGUACAGCUCCAGGUAUGGGUUAGUUCCUGUACGCCAGUGGAAAAGCUCCGUUAGUUCCUUAACUGUUGUCUCCUCAAUUAUUCUGUCCAUUUGAGUCAGAGCUGACUGUUGUUCAGUCCUCACAGAGCUUCUCGUCAGGUCCUUCCUGCCGCUUAGAGCACCCCCUGUGUAGAAGGAAGCACUUUAGAAGCCAAAAAGCACCAUUAGUUAGCCUCUUGGCGAUACCGUCUCCUUUCAUGUAAACACCAUUACGUCAGUAGUGUUUCUUCAGUACUUUUUCAGAAAUACCUGAAGUAGUACUUCUGUAUUCUUACUCAGCUCUUUUCCUUGUGUGUGUGUGUGUAUAAAAAAAUUGCACUUUCUCAACAGACUAUUCAGAUAGAUGGUUUCACAGCCUUAUUGAGCUAGUAUGGGAAAAAUUCAUCGCAGAGUCUCAAAGCACUUAUGUAAGUCGCCCUGGCUAAGGGCGUCUGCCAAAUGCUGUGAAUGUAAAUGUGUGGAGUGAAAACACUUGGGGGCCUUUAAUGGCUUGAAGGACAGAUGCUUUGGCACAUUGUAAAUCAUACAUCCAUACAUAUAGUGCUACAUCUUGGAUGAUUUCAUAAUAAUAUCAAAACAAAGUGAGUAGGGGGCGGUCAUUGUCUGUUAAUAUUAAUAAUCUCUCAUUGCAUGCAAUGUUGGGACAAUAGGCAGUGAUGAAUAACUUCAGUUUAGCAAGAACUUUCAUGAUAACCUCAGCUGUCCUCUUCCUACCCUCAGGAUCACCGAGGCAGUGUGCAUGGAGGUCCUAGCUAAAGGCUGUCCUCUUCCUACCCACAGGAUCACAGAGGCAGUGUGCAUGGAGGUCCUAGCUAAAGGCUGUCCUCUUCCUACCCACAGGAUCACAGAGGCAGUGUGCAUGGAGGUCCUAGCUAAAGGCUGUCCUCUUCCUACCCGCAGGAUCAUCGAGGCAGUGUGCAUGGAGGUCCUAGCUAAAGGCUGCCCUCUUCCUACCCAUAGGAUCACAGAGGCAGUGUGCAUGGAGGUCCUAGCUAAAGGCUGUCCUCUUCCUACCCACAGGAUCACCGAGGCAGUGUGCAUGGAGGUCCUAGCUAAAGGCUGUCCUCUUCCUACCCGCAGGAUCACAGAGGCAGUGUGCAUGGAGGUCCUAGCUAAAGGCUGUCCUCUUCCUACCCACAGGAUCACCGAGGCAGUGUGCAUGGAGGUCCUAGCUAAAGGCUGUCCUCUUCCUACCCACAGGAUCACAGAGGCAGUGUGCAUGGAGGUCCUAGCUAAAGGCUGUCCUCUUCCUACCCGCAGGAUCAUCGAGGCAGUGUGCAUGGAGGUCCUAGCUAAAGGCUGCCCUCUUCCUACCCAUAGGAUCACAGAGGCAGUGUGCAUGGAGGUCCUAGCUAAAGGCUGUCCUCUUCCUACCCACAGGAUCACCGAGGCAGUGUGCAUGGAGGUCCUAGCUAAAGGCUGCCCUCUUCCUACCCACAGGAUCACUGAGGCAGUGUGCAUGGAGGUCCUAGCUAAAGGCUGUCCUCUUCCUACCCACAGGAUCACCGAGGCAGUGUGCAUGGAGGUCCUAGCUAAAGGCUGCCCUCUUCCUACCCACAGGAUCACAGAGGCAGUGUGCAUGGAGGUCCUAGCUAAAGGCUGCCCUCUUCCUACCCACAGGAUCACCGAGGCAGUGUGCAUGGAGGUCCUAGCUAAAGGCUGCCCUCUUCCUACCCACAGGAUCACAGAGGCAGUGUGCAUGGAGGUCCUAGCUAAAGGCUGCCCUCUUCCUACCCGCAGGAUCACUGAGGCAGUGUGCAUGGAGGUCCUAGCUAAAGGCUGCCCUCUUCCUACCCGCAGGAUCACUGAGGCAGUGUGCAUGGAGGUCCUAGCUAAAGGCUGCCCUCUUCCUACCCACAGGAUCACAGAGGCAGUGUGCAUGGAGGUCCUAGCUAAAGGCUGUCCUUUUCCUGCCUGCAGGAUCAUCGAGGCCGUGUGCAUCGGCUGGUUCACAGCUGAGUGCAUCGUGCGCUUCCUGGUGUCCCGUGAUAAGUGCGAGUUCCUGCGGCGUCCACUGAACGUCAUUGACCUGCUGGCCAUUGCUCCAUACUAUGCCUCGGCGCUGGCGGCGGCUGUGACGGGCGAGAGCUCGCAACUGCAGCGUGCCGGCGUUACACUGCGUGCCCUACGCAUGAUGCGUAUCUUCUGGCUCAUCAAGCUGGCACGCCACUUCCUGGGCCUGCAGUCGCUGGGGCUGACGCUGCGGCGCUGCUACCGCGAGAUGGUCAUGUUGCUGGUGUUUGUGGGCGUGGCCAUGGCCAUCUUCGGUGCACUGGCCCAGCUGCUGGAGCAUGGCUUGGACCUGGUUCCCAGCAGUGAGGACUACGCCAGCAUCCCGGCCGCCUGCUGGUGGGUUAUUAUCUCCAUGACCACAGUGGGCUAUGGAGACAUGUACCCCAUCACCAUGCCCGGGCGCGUGCUGGGCGGCCUCUGUGUGGUCAGCGGCAUCGUGCUGCUGGCACUGCCCAUCACCUUCAUCUACCACAGCUUCGUGCAGUGCUACCAUGAGCUGCGCCUGCGCUCAGCUCGUUACCACCGCAGCCUCUCCACUGAGUUCCUCAACUGAGUGGCACGAGUCUGCCCCUCACCAGCACUCACCUCCCAUCAAACCGGCAAACUCCCUACCGUGCACCUCCUUUCUUUGGCCAGAAGACUCUUCUGACGCAUUUGUUCCUGCAUUCUGGCCACAGGAGUGUGUCAGGGUUUGUGUAAGGGCAUGACAGGUACCCAUGUUGAGAGCAACCAAUAGGAAAUGCUGUUAGAUCAUGGGUACCCAUCUUAGAUACAUCCAUGGAAGUCAGGGACACAUAAUGAAGAACCGGUAAUUGUUUCUCAAGCUUCCUCGUGCAGGUGAACGAUAUUAACGAUGACCAAAGUACCAGAGUUUCCGAUGCAUCACAGCCAAAGUGAUAUUAUAUUCUGCUUCAGUCCAGAGUGAGGACAGCAAGUUCGAACAUGAUGUGAUGGCAGGUCCAUCCCAGUGUCCUGCAUAAUGCCACCGGGAUUCAAUUGAUCAUUUUCUAUUAAUCGAGCCCUUCGUAGUGACUGCUGCUCUCUGUCUGGAAGGUAAGACUCUUUCCAGUAGAUGAUUAGCUUACUGAUGGCAGCCAACUAGCCAUUGGACAUGGACUGCCCAGUUCACCAUGAACUGACUUCCUGUAGAGGCUCCGGAGGUGCGCGCCAUGGGGUAGGUGGGAGGUGAUGCCAUGGGUGGACCCUUGACCCCUGUCUUCUGUCACAGGGGCCCAAAAGGAGAGGCAGCUGCCCCCUCAGGCUGGCACCCCACCACUGCCGCCAUGCCAUGGCGGGGGUUCAGUUUCCUUAGUCUCGGGGGGCAGUUUCCUUCCUUUUCAGCGCUGACCAUGUGACCUCCUUCCCUCAACCCUCUCCCACUGCUCCAUUGGCCUCCUCUGAAGGCUUCCAGGCCCCCUAGCUGCCAGGGAAAGCUACUGCACCCAGUGAUGUCAACACUGUCUCUCUGACUUAUUUACGUAUCUAACAUCAAACUUCCUGGGCAUUAGGCAGCUACAGGGGUGUGAAAGGCUGGAUGUGACGCUUUCUCACAUGCCUCUGUCUCUGCCUGCAGUAGAUAAUACACCAGCAGCUUUGGUCACAUCACUUUUGCCGGACGUUCACCAGAGGGGUGUCACCUCUGUGCCACCAGUCAUCCAGGGUCACAAGAUCACAUUCAGGACACUCAAGGUCAUCCAUCAACAGCAGCUUGGAAGCCAUGUUCUUUUCUAGUUUUGUUAAUGAUUUUUCUAAAAAUAUUACUUAAGUAUAUAAAUAUAUUCGAAAUAACACCUAAAUUGUUAUUGAAUGCAAUUAAUCUUCAAAAGACCAAGCUUGAAUACUAUGGUUGCUCUCUAGGUGAAAAAUCACUGCCCUUCCUAGAAAUUCCUGCAGGAAAAUAUAUAUUCUCCGUGCUUCAUUGCAUGAUGAGUUUUAAAAAUUAAAGCGGAAAAACGUUGUUUAAAAGUUAUAAGCUUAACUGGAGUUCCACUGCUUCCUGCCAUGUGAACAGUUCAACUGGAUGAUGUUGGACUUCCACUGGGAAUAAACCUUCAUACUGGACCUGUCA